GGGUCGGGGGAGCCUCCAGGAGCCUGGUGGACGCGCGGUGCGCGGGCCCCGCCAGGGCUGGGAGUUUGCAGACUGUCCCUGCCGCGGCCCGUUCCGCGGCGGCCCUUGCGGUUCCCGCUGCAGCCGCGGCGGGCCCUGGGGCGGGUUCGAGCCCAGCCAGGUAGCCGCACCGCCGGGCUCGGGAGCACUGCAAGCCGCACCUAGGCAAGGGGGCUCCUCGGGACGGAGGCUGGCGGGGCUCUCCCGGCUGCUGCCGCUGUUGUUGUUGUUGCUGCUGCUGCUGCUGAUCUGCUGGGGGAAGGUAAGUCAAUUACUGUUCUGAAGUGGACACUGGCAGAGGAGCCAUUAGGCCAUCAGAAUGGAAGUGAGGAGAGGAAAUUGGCUGACGCAGGAGCCCGAGUGAGACAGACACACCCACAAACCCAGCGUACACCAUGAGUUUGUGUCUCCCUUCUACUCUUUGAGAGCCAAGGGCAGGUGAAGUUGCCAGAAAGCUAUGGCUUUUUUUACUCCAUGGAAGCUGUCCUCUCAGAAGCUUGGCUUUUUCCUUGUGACUUUUGGCUUUAUUUGGGGUAUGAUGCUCCUGCAUUUUACCAUCCAGCAGCGAACUCAGCCAGAAAGCAGCUCCAUGCUGCGGGAGCAGAUCUUAGACCUCAGCAAGAGGUACAUCAAGGCGCUGGCAGAAGAGAACAGGAAUGUGGUGGAUGGGCCAUAUGCUGGUGUCAUGACUGCUUAUGAUCUGAAGAAAACUCUUGCUGUGUUGUUGGAUAACAUCUUGCAGCGUAUUGGCAAGUUAGAAUCAAAGGUGGACAAUCUGGUCAUCAAUGGCACAGGAACGAAUUCGACCAACUCCACCACAGCUGUUCCCAGCUUGGUAGCACUUGAGAAAAUUAAUGUGGCAGACAUCAUUAAUGGAGCUCAAGAAAAAUGUGUAUUGCCUCCUAUGGAUGGCUACCCCCACUGUGAAGGGAAAAUCAAGUGGAUGAAAGACAUGUGGCGCUCGGAUCCCUGCUACGCAGAAUAUGGAGUGGAUGGGUCCACCUGCUCCUUUUUUAUUUACCUCAGUGAGGUUGAAAACUGGUGUCCUCAUUUACCUUGGAGAGCAAAAAAUCCCUAUGAAGAAGCUGAUCAUAAUUCAUUGGCUGAAAUUCGUACAGAUUUUAAUAUUCUCUACAGUAUGAUGAAAAAGCAUGAAGAAUUCCGUUGGAUGCGACUUCGGAUCCGGCGAAUGGCUGAUGCUUGGAUUCAAGCAGUCAAGUCUCUGGCAGAAAAGCAAAAUCUUGAAAAGAGAAAGAGGAAGAAAGUCCUUGUUCAUCUGGGACUCCUGACGAAGGAAUCUGGAUUUAAGAUUGCAGAGACAGCGUUCAGUGGUGGCCCUCUUGGUGAAUUAGUUCAGUGGAGUGAUUUAAUUACAUCUCUGUACUUACUGGGCCAUGACAUUCGGAUUUCAGCUUCACUGGCUGAGCUCAAGGAGAUAAUGAAGAAAGUUGUAGGAAACCGAUCUGGCUGCCCAACAGUAGGAGACAAAAUUGUUGAGCUCAUUUAUAUUGAUAUUGUUGGACUCGCUCAAUUCAAGAAAACUCUGGGACCAUCUUGGGUUCAUUACCAGUGUAUGCUCCGAGUCCUGGACUCCUUUGGCACUGAACCUGAGUUUAAUCAUGCUAACUAUGCCCAGUCAAAAGGCCACAAGACCCCAUGGGGCAAGUGGAAUCUGAACCCACAGCAGUUCUAUACAAUGUUCCCUCAUACCCCAGACAAUAGCUUUCUGGGGUUUGUGGUCGAGCAACACCUGAACUCCAGCGACAUCCACCACAUUAAUGAAAUCAAAAGGCAGAACCAGUCCCUGGUGUAUGGCAAAGUGGAUAGCUUCUGGAAGAAUAAGAAGAUAUACUUGGACAUUAUUCACACAUAUAUGGAAGUGCAUGCCACUGUAUAUGGCUCUGGUACGAAGUAUAUUCCGAGCUAUGUGAAAAACCACGGUAUCCUCAGUGGACGGGAUCUGCAGUUUCUUCUACGAGAGACCAAGCUUUUCGUUGGACUUGGGUUUCCCUAUGAAGGCCCAGCUCCUCUGGAGGCCAUUGCAAAUGGAUGUGCUUUUCUGAAUCCCAAGUUCAACCCUCCCAAGAGCAGCAAAAACACCGACUUUUUCAUUGGCAAGCCAACUCUAAGAGAGUUAACAUCCCAGCAUCCUUAUGCAGAAGUUUUCAUCGGCCAGCCACAUGUUUGGACUGUUGACCUUAACAAUCAGGAGGAAGUAGAAGAUGCAGUAAAAGCAAUUCUGAAUCAGAAGAUUGAGCCCUAUAUGCCAUAUGAAUUUACAUGUGAGGGGAUGCUACAGAGAAUCAAUGCUUUCAUCGAAAAACAGGACUUCUGCCAUGGGCAGGUGAUGUGGCCACCCCUCAGCGCUCUGCAGGUGCAGCUGGCACAGCCAGGGCAAUCAUGUAAGCAGGUAUGCCAGGAGCACCAACUCAUCUGCGAGCCCUCAUUCUUCCAGCACCUCAACAAGGACAAGGACAUGCUCAAGUACAAGGUGAACUGCCAAAGCUCCGAGCUGGCCAAGGACAUUCUAGUGCCAUCGUUUGACCCCCAGAACAAGCACUGUGUAUUUCAGGGAGACCUCCUGCUGUUCAGCUGUGCAGGUGCCCACCUGGAGCACCAGAGGAUCUGCCCAUGCAGGGACUUCCUCAAGGGCCAGGUAGCCCUGUGCAAGGACUGUCUAUAGCAGACCUGCUUGGCCACCAACACUCCACCCGGGACAGAGGCUCCAGCUCCAACACUUUGUAGGCCAAAGCCAGGGGCUCCGAGUGCUUCAGAGACUCUCUCCAGAGCCCAAACUUCUUGAUGGAAGGUGGCAGGUGAUGCCACUCCUUCGGUGUCUAAGGCCCCUGCUGUGUCAGCCCUGGGGCCUGACUUCCCUGGCACAAGUCUAGUUUUUCCUUCUGAGAAGCCACUGAGGGGUAGAUUCUCAAUGCAGUUUCACCAUGAGGUAGGAAAAAAGCCUCAAGACUUAUUUCCAUGUGAAUCAAGCCCAGAAGAAUUGAGCUGACCAGAAAGGACUGUUAUGGGAACAUUCCUAGAUCCAAUAAUUUAUUUAUUUGGGAGGGAGGGAGGGGAUGCAGGGGAGAAGGGUGCAGGGGUCAGCCACAAGUGUCAUAUUUUUCUUGGGUUUUCCCUUGCUGACCAUCCACCUUCGCUCCAAUAUUCCUGUCUACUCCAGUUGGGUGCCCUGGAGUGGUGGCACUCUGGAGGACAACUGUGGAAACCUGGCUUUUCACAUGGGAUGGUGGCAGGAAAGUCUGUAUGUGUACUUGGCAUAUAGAAAUUAGAGGACUAGUGUCCCCUGAAAAUAUGGGGGAAUGUGCCAGAGUCAUCCAGAGAGCCUUGCCAGGGACCAAAGAUAGGGCUGCUUUGAGAAAAUCUUUUUUCUUCAUGCCACCCGCACUCCUGUAUGUACCUGGGCCCUAAUUUCAGCUAGAGCCCCUUAAGGAAAAAAUCCAAGGCUGUAAAACAGCCCUUCUUCACCAGGCCUAGGAAGGAGGGUAAAAAAGCAGAGCAACAGAUAGGGGUUAAAUUAUGUCGAGGGU
Molecule: messenger RNA, 3584 nt
Organism: Suncus etruscus (white-toothed pygmy shrew)
Lineage: Eukaryota; Metazoa; Chordata; Mammalia; Eulipotyphla; Soricidae
Gene: MGAT5
Product: alpha-1,6-mannosylglycoprotein 6-beta-N-acetylglucosaminyltransferase
Exons: 18
Coding region: 497-2722 (741 amino acids)
Biological process (GO): protein N-linked glycosylation
Cellular component (GO): Golgi apparatus
Molecular function (GO): alpha-1,6-mannosylglycoprotein 6-beta-N-acetylglucosaminyltransferase activity
Source: RefSeq, a predicted model, not a curated record